Molecule: messenger RNA, 3040 nt
Organism: Drosophila ficusphila
Lineage: Eukaryota; Metazoa; Arthropoda; Insecta; Diptera; Drosophilidae
Exons: 5
Coding region: 168-2711 (847 amino acids)
Biological process (GO): regulation of transcription by RNA polymerase II
Cellular component (GO): nucleus
Molecular function (GO): RNA polymerase II transcription regulatory region sequence-specific DNA binding; DNA-binding transcription factor activity, RNA polymerase II-specific
Source: RefSeq, a predicted model, not a curated record
CCCGGUCACAUUGCACUUUGCAUUUGCCGGUUGUUUGGAUCGCAGGUCGAAUCGGAAAGCUCUGCGUCUCGUUUCGGUUUGGCGGCAGUUCCUUCGUCGCGAGUGCGCCAAAAAAUAGCGAAAAUUCAAAGCUUCGGGUGAGGGGUCGGUCCAGAGAAAAAGCAACCAUGUUGCAGCUGCAGGAGUCGCAGUGCUCGAAUUGGCAGCUGGAGGAUUACGCUUUCUUCCGCAAGUGCGGGGAAAUCACCGCUUCGCCGGACGUCCAGAGUUUUGGCUUUAAUUGCGCCUUUUGUCCGGCGAUAUGCCUGCAGUUCUCCGUGUUCAUGGACCACAUCCGGAUGCAGCACACCCAGGACAUGCGGCGGCGCUACGAUUCCGGGGAGGAGAGAGCCCAGCAGCAGAGCGAAACCGAUCUGGUCAUAAUGGAGCUGGAUUGCCCGGAAAUUUACGCGUCGGAAGAGCCAAAGAAAUCCAGCUGGCCGGCGGACAUGGACCUCCAGCUAAUGAAUUUUGUUCCGCCGACUCCCGCACUGCAUAUAACGCCAGCCGAAAGUCCAGAAAUAGAUUUGGUAUAUGUGGUAGAAAAUCCAUUGCCACCCUCGCCGCCUCCUUCUGCGGACAUUUCGAGCGACGAACUGCAGGGGAACUGUCUGCAGUCCUUCGACUUGGAUCCCUUUGGGGUAGUGCACGAAGUGGUGGCGAUGACUCCACCCACUCCAGUGGCCCCACCGCCACCACCACCGGUUUCAACUCCACUCCCGCGGUAUGAGACACGACGCGUGGCAAUGCAGCGCAAGCUUCGUCAGGCGGAAAACGAGAAUGCGAAAGAUGAAGUGCCGGAGGAGGAGGUGGAUAUGGUGGUGGUGGAGGAGCAGGAGGUGCCAAGUGCUCAGCCGGAGAAGAACGUUCUGGAAUUAACGCCACCAGCCACGCCACCCACUCCAAUUCCGCCCACCUCACCCACGAGCAGCACUGCGAGCAGCGUGGAUUUCCAAUCGAAAAGUCGACGAGAGCUAGAGCGCAAUCGUGAAUUUGUGAGUUCUCUGCUCGCCGAGUACGAGCGCGCUGAGAAAUUGUGGAAUCCGCGACAUCCAGACUAUAAGUACAAUGCCAAGCGAAGUGUCUACGGAGAACUGGCUGCUCCGUUGGAGACCAUCUGCCACAAAAGGCUCUCCGGAGCGGAGAUUUUUGCUGUGCUGAAGGAAAUAAAGGGCAGAUACCGUCGGGAGCUGAGCAAACUGAACGCACUCGGUGGAAAGUACAAGUCACGGUUGUGGUAUUUCGACAGAAUGCACUUCCUCAGAGGCGUCAUUGAAAACCGAAGAGCUGAACGGGAGGCCAAGAUCUCUAAUGAGAGCGCCGAGAGUGAGAAAUCCUGCGAAACGGAUGCAGAAUCAUGCAGCAAAUCAGCGUUAUACCACGAGGUUCUCAGCUUCAUUCUGGAUGCCUUUAAGCGACUGGAGUGCCUGUGGAAUCCGCAGCACUACGAUUACUCAAGGUGCUGCAAGAAGGACCUUUACAGGGAGAUAUCUUCACAGUUGCAGGAGGAACUGAACUACGAGCUGAGCGGAGAGGAGUGCUACAAGGAGAUUCAGAAGCUAAGGACGCGCUAUCGCAAGGAGCUGCGCAUGGUGAUCAAGCACAAGGGAUUGUACCUGCCCAAGUUGUGGUGCUACGAUGAAAUGGAGUUUCUCCAACCCAUAUUGCAGGAGCAGAUCUUCAACAAAAUCAGCAAGAAAGUCGGCGUGGUGGAGACCAGUCAGAAGACCAAGUUCAUUGAUGCCAGCUCCAUAUCGUUUAAGAAUACCGAGGAUCAUCUGCAGUUUGUGGAGAUUUACCGAAACUACUCUGCUCUUUGGGAUGUUGACCACCCCGACUUUCGCUCGAACGCUUAUCGUGGGCAAGCUUUGGGUCAAAUGCUGGAUGAGAUUAACACCACCUUUCACACUGCCUACUCCACGGAGCAGCUAGAGAAGACCUUGUUCGAACUGCGAAAGGACUUUUCGGCGCAGAAACGAAAGAUACUCACCGACUCCGAUGACUCCAGCAGCGUUCCCCUGCUGCACGCCAAGUUGGCCGAGUUCCUGGACCAAAACCUCGGCCCGUUUCGAUGCGAUAUUUGCUCAGAGCUCGUCAAGACCUGCGAUCAGUACAAGGUGCAUCGAUCCGGACACGAUGGCACCCAGCCGUUUAUCUGCACCCUGUGCGGGAAGGGCUUUCAGAUGCCCUGCAACCUGACGGUGCACAUUAGACGGCAUCGGAGGGAUUUCCCGUAUGCCUGCGAGCAGUGCGACAAGCGCUUCGCCACAUCCACGGAGGUGGCCAUCCAUCUGCGCACUCACACCGGCGAGCGGCCCUACAUCUGCGAUCUGUGCGGCAAGUCCUUCAAGACGUGGUCCUUCUUCGACAUCCACCGACGUCGGCAUCUCAACCAGUCGACAUUCCACUGCCCGAUCUGCGCGAAAGGCUUCUACGAGAAGAACCGCUUCACGGACCACAUGAACUCCCACUGGGCGAUCCGCAAGCACCUGUGCACGGUGUGCGGCAAGACCUUCACCACCUACGGCAACCUCAAGAAGCACACGGAGCUGCAUCUGGCGGUGAAGAAGUACAAGUGCAGCACGUGCGGCAAGCGAUUCGCGCAAUUUGCCAGCCUGCGAUGGCACAAGAAGCGGGAGCACAGCUUCGAGGGGCAAACGGACGACAAGUAGAACUCCAACCACUCAAGUUCUGCUCCGCACUUUAUUAUAUUUACAAGUCAAUUGUAAAGAGUUAGAUGUGUUCCAGUGUACUUAAAGAUAUUGCCGUCUGUUUGUAGUUUGUACCUAUCAUAUUGAUAAUCUAGCACUAAGUAAUGUAUUUAUUUGCUAUUUAAGAAUGUCUGAUAAAUGGCUACAAGUGUUGCUCUCAAGUUCUGUAAGCUUUAUCGUCGUAAUCGAUCGAUUAGCCGCUCGUUGAAUACUUGUAACUGGUUUAUGAGUCGAAACCCAAAGUCAUUGAAAGUGAAACCAAAAAUAUACAUAUUUAUUAAACAAAGUCA